AUGUCUCCUUUUAUCUCAAAGAUGAUUGCUACUGUUCUCCGUCGGUUGAGGGAUCCCGACUCGGUUGUACGAUCCGCUUGCGUCGACGCUGUUGCUGAGAUGUCGUCGCGCAUCACUCGUCCUUCGUUCACCGUUGCGUUCCUGAGGCCGUUUAUGGACGCGUUAACGCUGGAGCAGGACGUGAAUGUGCAGAUCGGCGCUUCGCUGUGCCUUCCGGCGGCUAUUGAUGCAGCGCCGGUGCCGGACGUUGAGUCGCUCCGGAGGAUUACGCUUCCGAGGCUAGGGAAGCUUCUGAAGACUGACUCGUGUAAGGCGAAGGCGCCGUUGUUGGUGCUAAUCGGGAGUGUGGUUUCCGUUGGUGGUGCUUCGAGUCGUGGAGUAAUGAGUUGGUUGGUUCUGUGCGUUGUUGAGUUUCUCGGCAGUGAGGAUUGGAAUGUGAGAAAAGCCUGUGCGGAAGCGUUGGGGAAAGUAGCUUCAAUGGAGAAAGAUUUGGCAUCGCAGCAUAAAGUUCUGUGUAUGGAUUCGUUGCAGAAUAAACGGUUUGAUAAGGUCAAAGUUGUUCGAGAGACUAUGAAUCUGGCAUUGGAUAUAUGGAAGGAAGUAAAAGAUGUGUCUGAAAAUGCUCCUACUCCUCAAAAAGCAACACAUUAUUUGGUGCACGCAAUAUGA
Molecule: messenger RNA, 669 nt
Organism: Vicia faba (fava bean)
Lineage: Eukaryota; Viridiplantae; Streptophyta; Magnoliopsida; Fabales; Fabaceae
Source: the annotation of a GenBank genome assembly